Messenger RNA from Blepharisma stoltei, 237 nucleotides. The record is from the annotation of a GenBank genome assembly. Lineage: Eukaryota; Ciliophora; Heterotrichea; Heterotrichida; Blepharismidae.
AUGAUGGUGAAAUCAAUGCUCAGUUUUUGCUUAUUUUUAGUAGCAUUUGCAGAGGAAGCAGCAACAGACGAUUCAAGCAUUGAUGUAGGACUCGAACAAAUCUGUAUUUGGCUCCCGAUUGUGCUAGUUCUUACAGUUGGGUCUGCAGUGUAUGCUCUCUUCAAUAUGGAUGAAGGAAGAGACUCAUUACUAAACGCAAAAUUCUUAAUUGCUGAGCCAAGCCAUGAAAGACAUUAA